This is a messenger RNA of Zea mays, 1868 nucleotides long. Its product is annotated as Polyadenylate-binding protein-interacting protein 10. The coding region runs from base 434 to 1420 and encodes 328 amino acids. The record is from RefSeq and is a predicted model, not a curated record. Gene Ontology annotation, molecular function: RNA binding. NCBI's taxonomy places the organism in Eukaryota, Viridiplantae, Streptophyta, Magnoliopsida, Poales, Poaceae. The transcript has 10 exons.
AAUAAUCAGUGUGUAUUUACGCAUUGCAUCUCUAAUCACACCACUACACCAGCGUACCGAAAAAAAAAAGGCAAAGGGGAGCCUGUCUGACCGAGGACGAAAGAGGCGCAGGCGCACAUCCUCCCCCUCCCUUGCCGUCCUCCCCCUCCCCUUGCUGGCCGUCGCCUGCUGCUGCUGUCGCAGGCGCGCCAGCGCCACCGACCCGCCGAUGAGCGUCUAGCUAGGCAUCAUCUCCGCGACGAGUCGACCCACCACCCACCCACCCACUGGCUUGCCUGCGAACCACCCCUGCGCCGAUCCACCUCCGCUGCCUGUCUGCCUGCUUCUACAUAUAAUCGCGCCGGCCUCCGCCUCGUCGCCUGCGACCCCCACCACAGAACCCUCCCCCUCACCUCCGCUAUCCUCCUCCCCGGCCGCUCCCCGACAGACUCCGAUGGCCAUCGUCGAGACUGCCGCUGCCGCUGCGGCUGCCGCUGCCGCUGCCGACCACACCGCGCCACCGCGCGAGGAGGAGGCGCCGGGCGCCGCCGCCGACGCCGGGGAGCGCGAAAUGCGGGAUCUGGAGGACCUCCUCUCCAAGCUCAACCCCAUGGCCGAGGAGUUCGUCCCUCCCUCCCUCGCCUCCCCCAUCUCCGGCGCCGGGGCCGGGCACGGGGCCCUCACGCCCGCGCCGCUCUCCCCAGCCGCCUACGGCUUCUACCCGGUCAACGCCGGCUUCGCGGUCGCCUCGCCGGGCCACCGCGGCGUCGUCAGCUUCCCGGCGGUCGCCGACGCCCACGCCGGACGCGGCAUGAAGAAGGACGGAGCCGGAGGGUUCGGCGGCCACGGCCACGGCCACCCCGGCAGGCGGCGGACCAACAGCCGCACCAGCAUGGCGCAGCGGGACGAGGCCAUCCGCCGCACCGUCUACGUCUCCGACAUCGAUCACCAGGUUACUGAAGAAAACCUCGCAGCACUAUUUAUAAAUUGCGGACAGGUUGUGGACUGUCGCAUGUGUGGGGACCCAAAUUCAGUCCUUAGGUUUGCUUUCAUAGAGUUCACUGAUGAGGAGGGUGCAAGAGCUGCUCUGAAUCUGUCAGGAACCGUGCUUGGAUAUUAUCCUGUCAAGGUUCUGCCGUCAAAAACUGCCAUUGCACCAGUCAACGAAACAUUCCUACCCAGGUCUGACGAUGAACGUGAAAUGUGUGCAAGGACUAUCUACUGCACAAACAUUGACAAGAAGGUCACUCAAGCAGAUCUAAAAUUAUUCUUUGAGUCCAUAUGUGGUGAGGUUGGUCGUUCUUUACUCCAAACACAAUCUCCCUUCUGUACAGCUAAAGGUCUUUCGGCUGAGGUUGCUUGGCGACUACCAUCAUUCUACCCGCAUCGCUUUUGUGGAAUUCGUGAUGGCAGAAAGUGCUACUGCUGCUCUCAACUGUAGCGGUGUGGUACUGGGAUCCUUGCCAAUAAGGGUGAGCCCGUCCAAGACGCCCGUGCGUCCCCGCGUCCCUCGCCACCUGAUGUCGUACUAGGUAUACAUACAUGAGGUGCUGACGAUGCCACUGCUCAUAUAUAAGUAAUAGAGAUAGACAUGUAUGAAAAGGGUCUUUUGUUUUUAAGUUGUGGGCUCGGCCUUUUUUUCUCUCUCCUUGAUUCACCGUUGGUCGAGGCUGUUCUUUUUUUUACCUUGCACAUAGAGGAGAGCUUCUUACUAAGAAGGAAGAAUGAAGAAGGAAGCGCGUGGGGGUUUUUUUUUUUACCUUGAUGCUUUUUUAACCUGUGUUCAGUUGAUUGGCUGCGUCUGGUUGCUACUCAACAAACAAGAACACAAGCUAAAACUUGGUGAUCGGAGACUACCUUUUGCUUGCUUCGAUGCUAUAUUUCCUUAA